UGUGCUACACAGUUUGAAAAUGCAGUCCGUGUCAUGCCGUGAAAAAAAUCAUUUAAUGCUUGAAUUUGGUGGAAAAUGUCGGACCCUAAACGUGUUACUCUUAUAACAGUGGGUGCUCCAAAAAGUGUGAAGAAUAACGUGAGAAAAACAGUGAGAUUAACCAUAAAUUUGGAUGAAAGCAACGAAAGUAAAUAUCCGGAGCUGAAUUACAGGGAACUAGUCAUUGUAGAAGAGAGGAGGAAAAGACAAGAGAAUGGAAAGACUGCCGGACUCGACCCGUUUUCGGACAACGAUGACGACGUCGAAAGGGAGGCACGUAAAUUUGAACAGAAAUACGGAGGUAAAAGCACCUACGGCAGAAAGGGAAGGUCGAAAAUGGAUGAAUUCGCCGACAUCGGUGCUGGAUAUGAUGAGACUGACUCGUUUAUUGACAACACACAUGGAUACGAUGAGAUGAUCCCGCCCGACCGCGACACUCUACACGGUGGGUUUUACAUCAACUGCGGCGAUUUGGAGUUCAAGAACCUGCCCAAGAACCAGCUGGCGACCUCGGACGGCGAGGCGGGCGGCAAUCGAAGGAAUAAAAGGCGGAUAUCGUCGAGUAGUAGCGAAGAGGACUCUUCAGAGAGCUCGUCGGAGUCGGAAAGCGCUGAAGAGAAAGACCCGAAGGUCAUCGCUAAUGGCGCCGUGGAUUCACAUAAGACUGAACAUCGGAAAAAGAAAAACAAAAAGAUCGAUAAGAACAAAGCCAAGAAGGUUCGCAGGACUGACUCAUCUGCGGCGACGUCAGGGAAACAGACCUCCGAUGAUAAUGCCGGCGGCGACGCGGACAGCGGCGACUCGCGGAGCUCGCGCUCGGACUCGCUGGCCUCCAAGCCGCCGCCCAGCUCCGAGACCGCCGCCACCUCCGACAGCUCCAGGGACGUGGAAAGCAAGUGUGCGGUGGAGCUCCCCGCGAGCGUGACGGCCGUGCUGGACGCGAUAGAGGCGGCCGUGGCGCAGCUGCCCCGCGCGCCCCCCGCACCCCCCGCGCUGCUGCUGCGCGCCGCGGAGACGCACGUCGCCAGACUGGAUCGCGUGACGUCACAGAGCGGGCUGGAGCGCGCCGGGCGCCGCGCCGCGUGGGCCCGCGCCGCCGCCCUGCUGCGCACGUCGCGCGCCGCGCUGCUGCACGAGCUGCGCCAGCCCCGCGCUUCCACUCCUACGACGAUUGCUCAAGCGACGCCCGCCCCCGCGCCCCCCGUGCCCCCCGCGCCCUGCCCCGCCGCCACCCCCGCACCCCCGCAACAACGCAACAAGAGAAAACAAGAUGAAUUUACGAAUAAAGAUUAUAGUCAUCUAAGCAGUAUCGAGAGGGAAGUUUUUAUUGUUGAAACUUUACACAGGUUACAGGAACUGAUAGAUGAAAGAAAACCUGCUAUGAUUGCCAGCUACAAUGCGGAGUGCGAGAGGGUGCAGGAGGAAAGAAAGAAGAUCCAGAUCGCGUCGGCGUCGGAGGGCGGCCCCGUGGUGGAGAAGCGGCUGCCGAAGCGGCGCUUCCCGUGGUGCGGGCGGGCGCGCGCGCUCGUGGGGCGCCUGGCGCGGCUGGCGGGCGGCGGCGCGGCCGGGGCGGCACUGCUGGCCGCGCGCGCACUGCCGCUCUUCCCCGCCGGCUUCGUCAGGAUGCCCACCCUGCUGCGACAGGCAGACUUAAGCAAAGAACUGAAAGUGUCAGAACUGAAGCGACAGCGGCUCGGCUCGUCCCACGGCGCCGCGCCCCCCGCCCCGCCCCCCGCCGCGCCCGAGCCCAUACACUUCCCGAGCUCGCUCACCGUCACCACGUCCACCAAGCCGCCGCUCGACAGAGCAGAAUCCGUCCACACAGACGACUCCAAGUACAAACCCAACGUACUGAACAAUUACACAGCGCGAAAGGAUCUCGAGAAACCAGAAAGAAAAGAAGAAAAACUCAAAGACGAUCUAUACGUACCUCCCAACAGCAUCGGCAGCAUAACAAUAACGCCCGUCGUCAAUCAGAAAACAGAACCUAAACUCAAACAGGACAAAGGCGUGAUUCGCGUGAGGUCGCCCGCCGCUCUCAACGAUCUAGUUCAAAAAGAAGAAAAACCCAAAAAAAUCGAAAAGAAUCACACGAAAGACAAAAUGGACGUACUGCACGUCGACACUUCGAUCACGGUCAAGGAGGUUCCGAAACCCAACGAGGUGUCGCAGAAGCAGAUCGAGAGCAUGCGCAUAGCCGAGAACAACAUCCCCAGGCCGGCGCUGGUGCCCGUGCACCACUCGCCGACCUUCGCGAAGCCGGACAAGCGGCCCCCGGAGGUCAAGAAGAAGAAGGACGUGGUCAUAGUGUCGGACCUGGACCCGCUGGCGGACAGCGCGCCGGAGCCCCUGUCCGUCGACGACAGCAGCAGCGACGUCGAGCUCAUCGAGGACAAAACCGAAAAAAGUGAUAAGUGUGAAGUGCCUUCCAAGGACAAGAACUCGCAAAAGAAAAUGUCGAACAAGAAAGUUGAUACCGACAGACAGAAGAGCGACGAGGCCAACAAGGACAUCGAGACUAUUAUAAGGACCAUUAAACAGAUGGAGCACUCUCAAGAACAAUCGAAAAUGAACAGUAGUAACUCGUACGGCGGGAUACCAAACGCGAAGCAGGACAAGUCUGCCGGGCAACACUACUCGAGGGACUCGUUCUUCGCUGACGGCCGCUCCGCCAAAGACAAGUUCGCAGAACAAACUUUUUUAAAGAAAACGGAUGGAUGUAGUGACGCACCCGAUUCCCGCAUCACGAAUGAAGAGAAAACAAAAUCAUAACUGAAAUUUGUCUAGGGAUAUUUGAAUACAUUUGUUGUUGGGUUCGUCAAACAAUAUUGUGCGGUUGUCUCAGAACGAUUUGUAUACGGACGAUAUAAUAAUUGAAAUCCUAGUCUUCCGUUUUCUUGCGUUGUCCUCUCUCGUACUGCUCUCGUGAUUGUGUUUCCGAGCGUCGAUUCUCAAUAUCUUUAGAAGAAAUAUCUAAAUAUAAAGAUGGUUGUGAUGGAAGGAAAGACGGAGCAGCGGAGACAUCGCUCUGUCCCUCUCGCACGUACCUCAUGACAAUGGCUCUGACGUCACGAACCAAUAUGUGUGUCCUGUUUCGUUGAUAAUUCCCCCUACUCUAUGAGAAGUUUUAGAACACGUUGUACUGAGAAUCGAGCCUUAAAUCUGGCUUCUUGUGCUAAUCAUUUUAUUUAUAUGAGGGAAAAAAAAACAAGUAUUAUUUUUUCGUUUCCUUAUUCCGUGUAUUCAAAUAUUGUGACAAUUGCAGAUCAAACAUAUAAUUGUAU
Bombyx mandarina (wild silkworm) is the source of this 3323-nucleotide messenger RNA. It is a transcript of the gene yem, whose product is annotated as yemanuclein. Gene Ontology annotation, cellular component: nucleus. The record is from RefSeq and is a predicted model, not a curated record. Lineage: Eukaryota; Metazoa; Arthropoda; Insecta; Lepidoptera; Bombycidae. Gene Ontology annotation, biological process: chromatin organization.